Messenger RNA from Papilio polytes (common Mormon), 2620 nucleotides. It is a transcript of the gene MFS16, whose product is annotated as sugar phosphate exchanger 2. Gene Ontology annotation, cellular component: membrane. Gene Ontology annotation, molecular function: transmembrane transporter activity. The record is from RefSeq and is a predicted model, not a curated record. Bases 43 to 1533 code for a protein of 496 amino acids. Gene Ontology annotation, biological process: transmembrane transport. NCBI's taxonomy places the organism in Eukaryota, Metazoa, Arthropoda, Insecta, Lepidoptera, Papilionidae. The transcript is spliced from 13 exons.
CUUAAUAUUGUUUACUUCUACAGGUACCAAGGCGCAGUCUUAAUGUUAACAUACUUUACCUAUAUGACAUACCAUUUGACGCGAAAGCCCAUAUCCGUGGUGAAGAGCAUACUUCAUCAGAACUGCAGCGGGCUGGUGCCUCCGCCAGGCACCGACACCACAGAUGACCAAUGGUGUAAUUGGGCCCCAUUCAAUACCAGUGACGCGAACACUCUACUCGGUGCAUUAGACUCGGCUUUUCUGUUCUCCUACGCGGGAGCCAUGUUUAUUUCUGGUAUGGUGGCAGAGCGAGUGGAUUUGCGAUACUUCCUGUCGCUGGGUAUGCUGGUCUCCGCCAUCUUCUGCUAUCUGUUCGGCCUCGGGAAGACCCUCAGUAUACACUCCAUUUCAUUUUAUUUGUUAGUCCAGGCUGGAGCUGGUAUAGCUCAAACAACAGGGUGGCCAGGCACCGUGGCCACUGUUGGUAAAUGGUUCGGGAAUAGCAAGAAAGGCUUAAUUUUCGGUAUCUGGAACUCUCAUACCUCUUUAGGAAAUAUUUUAGGUACAGUAAUGGCGGCAGAAUUCGUGGAAGCCGAUUGGGCGUUGUCUUUUAUCUAUCCAGCGCUGGGCAUGGGAUUUGUGGGCACCCUAGUCUGGUUGUUUUUACCGUCGGAACCGAGACACGUGGGAUUGGUGAUAUCACCACAUGCUGAGUCCAGACAUUCCCGAAGGUCUGAAGAUGAAGAUGAACCAUCUCAAGUUAUCGUUGGAGAUCAGGCGGCGAGCUUGCGUCCCAACAGACACUCUGCAAACGCACCACCGCCUCAGAGUGACGAAGCAGACGAGAGCACCGCCCUCUUAAGAAGGCCGUCGCGGGAGGGAGGCGAGAGUGCGGUGUCUCUUUCCCGCGCGCUGGCAAUCCCCGGAGUACUAGAAUUCUCCCUCUCUCUCUUCUUUGCGAAACUCGUCAGUUACACCUUCUUAUAUUGGCUGCCGCUCUACAUCAACACUUCAACGUCGCUGACGCCGAAGCAGUCGGGCGAGCUGUCGACGGCGUUCGACGUGGGCGGCGUGGCGGGCGCCGUGCUGGCCGGCCUGCUGGCGGACGCGGCCGGCUGCCCCGCGCUCGUCUGCGCCGCCUUCUACACGCUCUGCGCGCCCGUAUUGCUGCUGUACCAGCGCUGGGGCGCGGUGUCGUACGCGCUGAACGUGUCGCUGCUAGUGCUGGCCGGCGUGCUCGUCAACGGGCCCUACGCACUCAUCACCACCGCCGUCAGCGCCGACCUGGGUACUCACAGCAGCCUGGCGGGCGACGCCAAGGCGCUGGCCACCGUCACCGCCAUCAUUGACGGCACUGGCAGCAUCGGCGCGGCGGUGGGCCCCAUGCUGGCGGGCGUGGUCUCCUCCAGCGGCUCCUGGUCGCACGUCUUCUACAUGCUCAUCUCCUGCGACCUGCUCGCGCUCUGUCUGCUGCUCAGGAUAGUAAAAUCUGAAGUAUUAAAACUACGACAGGAAAGAAGACUUACGUCUCCCAGAAUAAUAAGAACAGAGUAAUCAAGUAUUAUUUUAGUUAAUUCUACACCAGUAUUGGGAAAACUUUUCAAAUAUAACGCCCUACGGUGCUAUAACAUAUCUAUUUUCUUUCCGAUAAAUGAGUUCCUAUAUUUUUUAAAUAUUUUCAUAGAAAAAGAUUGUCAAUAAGUGAUUAGUAAAAAAAGGUGUUUUAUUUAGUGAAUCCGAAUGCAAUAUUUUUUUAAUAUCUACGAGUGUUCGAAAGUAAGUAACCUAACGCAUCUACCAGUAAAGAUAUUCAAUAUAAAUAGAGUGGGUAUUACGAGCAUUUUCCUUAAAUCUUGUCAUUUUAAAAUCGAAUAAAACACCGCUAACUGUCAAAUUUCAUAAACUCCCAAUAGUAGAGUUUUAAGCGUUUCGAUUCGUAGUGUCCCUUCUAUUUAUAUGUUAAAUAUCUUUGUUACCAGGAUUUUUUUAUAGUCAACAAUUCUAGGAAACUUGUACCCGACUCUCAAAAGUAUCGAUUCGUCUAAUUUUUCGUUAUUGGCAACAUUUGGAUAAAACUUACAUUUGAUGUGAAAAAUAUAAUUAUUUUUAUAUUUCAAGAUUUAUAUUAGAAUCCAUUCCACGUCUGCAUUUUGUAAAAUAUUCCCAAUUUUAAUGUAGUUUAUUUAUUUUUCUAGACAAUUUUCUUGUACAGAUAACUAAUAUUGAAAUCAGGGUUUAAAGAUCUGUAUAACAAUUUAAUUUUUUAUUUAUGUAUUUAUUCGUAAUUUUAUUAUUAUUUAUGUAAACUGCCAUUAAUUUAAAGAAUUCUUUUAUAGGUAUGCAUAUUACGUUAACAAUAUGAAAAUAUAGUUAGAUUUUUAUCAAUUCUAACUGAAACAUUUACUUUCAAACUACGCCAUGACUUCUACAGAUUAAAAAAAUUCCUCACAUAGAAAAUUCGAUUUGUUAUUAAACUAGAAUAAGGGGUAUUAAAUUCUAUUUCGUGUUUCGUUACUCAACAAUCAACAUAGAUAAUUAAAAGUGUGACAAUGUGUAAAUCGGUCCAACCGUGUACUUAGUAAUCUGUGUAUUUAUGUACAAAUGACAUGUAUAGAUUAAAAUAAAGUUAAUAAUAAAUUAA